Messenger RNA from Pan troglodytes (chimpanzee), 2705 nucleotides. It is a transcript of the gene QNG1, whose product is annotated as Q-nucleotide N-glycosylase 1. The record is from RefSeq and is a predicted model, not a curated record. The transcript is spliced from 4 exons. The coding region runs from base 492 to 1517 and encodes 341 amino acids. Lineage: Eukaryota; Metazoa; Chordata; Mammalia; Primates; Hominidae.
GCGGGAAAGGAGAGGGGUGGGAGCGGGGUGGGGGCAUCGCGACCCAGGGCAAGGCGGCGAGUCGCCGUCUUCGAGUCCCACCUGUCCGAAGCGGGGUGAGAAAAGGCACAACAUGGCAAAGCCAUGCACCUCCCAGGGUGGGCAACUCACGGCCGGUGAACGCCGGACCCUUAGCAGUUUCCAGACCUUUGGAACCGGAAGCGGAGCCUGAGAGCGCGCCCGAGAGGGCGUGAACGGGACCGCUUUCCCGGAAGUGCUUGCGGCCUCUGCCCAGCGAGCUGCCCCGGGGUCUCUCCGGUUUCCUAAUCAGGGCAACGCCGCGGGAGAGAACCUUUACCUUGGCUGCACUAAGUUCUCGGUGCCACUCCCUGGCAGGGCGGGACCUUGUUUAGGCCCUGUGAUCGCGCGGUUCGUAGUAGCGCAAGGCGCAGAGUGGACCUUGACCCGCCUAGGGCGGGAAGAGUUUGGCCCGCCGGGUCCCAAAGGGCAGAAUGGACGGGCUCCUAAAUCCCAGGGAAUCCUCUAAAUUCAUUGCAGAAAACAGUCGGGAUGUGUUUAUUGACAGCGGAGGCGUACGGAGGGUGGCAGAGCUGCUGCUGGCCAAGGCGGCGGGGCCAGAGCUGCGCGUGGAGGGGUGGAAAGCCCUUCAUGAGCUGAACCCCAGGGCGGCCGACGAGGCCGCGAUCAACUGGGUGUUCGUGACAGACACGCUCAACUUCUCCUUUUGGUCGGAGCAGGACGAGCACAAGUGUGUGGUGAGGUACAGAGGGAAAACAUACAGUGGGUACUGGUCCCUGUGCGCCGCCGUCAACAGAGCCCUCGACGAAGGGAUACCAAUAACUAGUGCCUCGUACUACGCGACAGUGACCCUGGAUCAGGUUCGGAAUAUACUUCGUUCUGACACAGACGUUUCCAUGCCUUUAGUAGAAGAGAGGCAUCGGAUUCUCAAUGAAACCGGGAAAAUUCUGCUGGAGAAGUUUGGAGGCUCUUUUCUCAACUGCGUCCGAGAAAGUGAGAAUAGUGCGCAGAAGUUAAUGCACCUGGUGGUUGAAAGUUUUCCUUCUUACAGAGAUGUGACUCUGUUUGAGGGGAAAAGAGUUUCUUUUUACAAACGAGCCCAAAUCCUUGUAGCAGAUACGUGGAGUGUAUUGGAAGGAAAAGGAGAUGGCUGCUUCAAGGACAUCUCCAGUAUCACCAUGUUUGCUGAUUAUAGAUUACCUCAGGUUCUUGCUCAUCUUGGAGCCCUGAAAUACUCUGAUGACCUACUGAAGAAGCUUCUCAAAGGAGAAAUGCUCUCGUAUGGAGACAGGCAAGAGGUGGAAAUCAGAGGGUGCUCGCUUUGGUGUGUUGAGCUGAUCCGGGAUUGUCUUCUGGAGCUUAUUGAACAAAAGGGUGAAAAACCUAAUGGAGAGAUCAAUUCCAUUCUUCUGGAUUAUUACUUAUGGGACUAUGCCCAUGACCAUAGGGAAGAUAUGAAAGGAAUUCCGUUUCAUCGCAUACGUUGCAUAUAUUAUUGACCUCAAGUGUAAACUGAUCCAAAGAAAACCCCCUGCGUUUUAUAUCAUAUCAUCUGUACAGUUUUGCUUUGAUAUUUAGAGAACAUGAUCGAGGUGAUAGGAAAUUGAUUGCCCAUUCUUACUUGAAAAAUACUUCCUAGGCCGGGCACAGUGGCUUAUGCCUGUAAUCCCAGCACUGUGGGAGGCUGAGGCGGGUGGAUCAUCUGAGGUCAGGAGUUUGAGACCACCUGGCCAACAUGGUGAAACCCCAUCUCUACUAAAAAUACAAAAUUAGCUGGGCGUGGUGGCACGUGCCUGUAAUCCCAGUUACUUGGGAGGCUGAGGCAAGAGAAUCGCUUGAACUCAGAAGGUGGAGGUUGCAGUGAGGCGAGAUUAGGCCAUUGCACUCCAGCCUCAGCAACAAGAGUGAAACUUUGUCUCAAAAAACAACAACAACAAAACUUCCUAGGCCAGAUGUGGUGGCUCAUAUGUAUAAUCUUAGCACUUUGGGAGGCCAAGGCAGGAGGAUUGCUUGAGGCGAGGAGUUCAAGACCAGCCUAGGCAACAUAGGGAGACCCCCAUCUCUACAAAAAUUUAAAAAUUAGCCUAGCAUGGUGGCACGCUCUGUAAUCCCAAAUACGCGGUAGGCUGAGGCUGAGGAGGGUGGAUUGCUUGAGCCCAGGGGUUUGAGGCUGCAGUGAGCCACAGUCACGCCACUGCAUUCUACCCUGGGCAACAGAUGGAGACCUUGUCUCAAAAAAAAACAAAUUCCUGACAUCGCUAUGUAUUCCCAACUUUAUCAUUUGUCUGCCUGUUUAGUUUUGACUUAUGUUUUUUUUUUUUUUCCCCCCUGUGGACAUGUAGUUGACAGAAAUCAUGAAGGAACUUUAAUAUUUUAUUUAAAUUUCCUAAAACUAAUCAUGCCUUAUGUGACUAAUCUUCAGUGAUAAUAUUUCAUCUAUUGAUAUAUUUUCUUGAGGUGUGUAAUUUUCAGUAUACCUUAAUCAUUUGGUAUAAAAAAGAGAGAGGUUUUUGAUAUAUGAAUGCUGUUCUUGUAAAAAUCAAUCUUGACACUUUAUUUUAAACUUUUUAUUGGUAAUGACAGUGGGUUUUGUACAUCAUGAUUUUCAGUUUAGGAUAUCUGUCUAAUUUGUUUUUUCAGAGUAACUAUAUUGGAAUUCAAUAAAAAUAUUCAACAUUUUUCUUAAA